AUGCUCCCUUCCCAGUCCUAUGUCAACAUCUCCUUCUUCCAACCACCUGCUUUCCUGAUGAUUGGCAUCCCAGGGCUAGAGGCCGUUCAUGGCUGGAUCUCCAUCCCCUUCUCCUCCAUGUACACUGUGGCCCUCGCUGGGAACUGCCUGAUCCUCCUGGCUGUGAGGAGGACUCCCAGCUUGCACCAGCCCAUGUACUAUUUCCUGUCCAUGUUGGCCCUCACCGAUGUGGGUCUCACCUUGUCCACACUGCCCACCACCCUGGCUGUGCUCUGGUUUGACCGUCGUCUCAUUGGCUUCAGUGCCUGCCUGGUCCAGAUGUUCUUCCUCCACUCCUUCUCUGUAGUGGAGUCCUCGGUGCUCCUGGCCAUGUCAUUUGACCGCUUUGUGGCCAUCUCCAACCCUCUGCGCUAUGCAGCUAUCUUCACGAAUAGUGUCAUCAUCAAGAUUGGACUGGCCAUUGCGGCUAGAGCCACUGUGUCCCUCUUCCCUGUACCCUUCUUACUGAAGCGACUGCACUUUUGCCCUGGCAAGAUCCUCUUGUCCCAUUCAUUCUGUUUCCAUGCAGAUGUCAUGAAACGGGCCUGCACUGACAUUACUGUCAACAUUCUUUAUGGCCUCUAUGUAGUGCUGUCCACAGUGGGUGUAGACUCCUUGCUUAUUGUCUUAUCCUAUACUCUUAUUCUUCAUACAGUAAUGGGUCUGGCCUCGCCCAGGGAGCGUGUCCGGGCCCUCAACACUUGUGUUUCUCAUAUCUUAGCCGUUCUGGUUUUCUACAUCCCAGUCAUAGGUGUGUCCAUGAUCCACCGUUUUGGAAGGCACCUGCCUCACAUUGUACAUGUUCUUAUUGCCUAUGUGUACCUGGUGGUGCCCCCUGUGCUCAAUCCCAUCAUUUACAGUGUGAAAUCCAAGCCCAUCAGGGAGGCCAUGCUCAGAGUGUUGAGGGAGAAGAGGCAAAGCUGA
This is a messenger RNA of Pteropus alecto (black flying fox), 963 nucleotides long. Its product is annotated as olfactory receptor 51I2. The record is from RefSeq and is a predicted model, not a curated record. The transcript has a single exon. Gene Ontology annotation, biological process: G protein-coupled receptor signaling pathway. Gene Ontology annotation, cellular component: membrane. The coding region runs from base 1 to 963 and encodes 320 amino acids. Lineage: Eukaryota; Metazoa; Chordata; Mammalia; Chiroptera; Pteropodidae. Gene Ontology annotation, molecular function: G protein-coupled receptor activity; olfactory receptor activity.